AAAUACAUAUAUGGCUUGCUGUUUGAUCGAUCUUGUUAUUCCACACAAAACCUGGAAAACUGAUAACGAAAUAUAUCAGAAAUAAGCUAAAUCUAAUUGCAGACAUGGAAUACAUCCUUCGAUUAUUUAAUAUUCGUAUGAUCAAUUGCAGUUGGUUAUUAACUUAUGUAACGCAGUAUAAAAGAAAGUAAGGUAUAAUAAAAUCGAGACAAGAUUUCAGCAAAUCCCAGCGGAGUCAAUGAAUCUAUCAGGGAAGAGAGUGAAGAACAGUGGAAUAGAAGAAACAAAGGGAUAGGGUAAGAGAAAGGAAGAACGCAUGGGGGCGGUUACAAAAAUGUUCUUUGUUCAUUAGGUAUGGAAGAGCGUGGAUCUCAAUAGAAAUUGAGACGAAUCGCUUCUUCGUGAGCCGUCGCGAAUCCCUCGCUCCCGGGGGUGGAUGUUUGCGCUGCGAACGUUCAUUUCGAAAGGAAUCGACGAGAGGAAAUCGACAACGGAGCAAGAUAAAUAACGUUUUCUCCAUUGAGAUCCGCAGGAAUAAAAGAGGAAACGAAGAGGAGGAAAAGUAAGGUAAGGGGAGGCUUGCACCCUAUAAAAUCUGGGCUCGGUGAAGGUGUCGACAUCACUCGCUAUCACCUCGGUCCCGCGAUAACAUCCACUUGAAACAAGCGAUGAUCGGUUCCACCGCGUUUCCGGCAUUCAAUCGGCCCGCAACCCCAAUCUGCCUGCUGCUAAUCUGUCUGGCCUUUGUGCUCUCGUCCGCUUCCGGAGAGUACGAGGGUAGAGAGUCAGGGAGCAGCGUGAGCAACGACAGGCCGCCAAACAAUGAGUUCGGCUCGUGUACGGACGGCAAGUGCAUCAAACGAACUUCACAAAGCAUCACCAGCGGUAUGUGGUUCGGCCCGCGGUUGGGUAGACGCCGAAGAUCGGACCGGAAGACAGAGCUAGAGCUCGACUUCGAGGCGCUUGCCAACGCAUUAGACGGAUCUCACUGGGCCAUUGUCACGAUUCCAGGAACGGAGAAGCGGCAGCCAACACAAUUCACACCCCGACUAGGCAGAGAGUCAGGUGAGGAAUUAUUCUCAUACGGAUUCCCGAAGGAGCAAGAGGAGUUUUAUGUCGAGGAACAGACGUUUCCACCUUUGUUCGCGCCGCGUCUAGGGCGACGACUUGCCUGGACACCGUCUCCGCGACUCGGGCGUCAGUUACACAGUAUCAUCCUCGACAAACCUAGACAGAACCUCGACGAUUCGCACUACUGACAAUGAGACUGAGACUCGACAUGUUUGAACGGACACUGGAUAGCCAACGACACUAGUGUAAUUAAGAUCGUAUCGAGAAAAUAAACGACUUGUAUUUAUUUGUAUUAUAA
Molecule: messenger RNA, 1369 nt
Organism: Ceratina calcarata
Lineage: Eukaryota; Metazoa; Arthropoda; Insecta; Hymenoptera; Apidae
Gene: Pban
Product: pheromone biosynthesis-activating neuropeptide
Exons: 3
Coding region: 669-1259 (196 amino acids)
Biological process (GO): neuropeptide signaling pathway
Molecular function (GO): neuropeptide hormone activity
Source: RefSeq, a predicted model, not a curated record